Zootoca vivipara (common lizard) is the source of this 19590-nucleotide messenger RNA. The record is from RefSeq and is a predicted model, not a curated record. Lineage: Eukaryota; Metazoa; Chordata; Lepidosauria; Squamata; Lacertidae.
UUGGAAGGGGCAGCAGGGAAGAUGUCAAUUGAAACAGUUUCUGUUGUUUGCCAGAUAAUUUGAUAUUGGAAAGGUGUUGUGGUGUGUGUUGUUAGCAAACUUCAGGGAAAGAAAUUGCACUCCAAAAAUGCAUACGAUUUUUAAGCUUUAUUUUGACUGCCAGUGAAGAAAUAAAGAUUACAAAGCAAUUGUUUUUUCUGUCUCAUGCAAAACAGCACUUCCAUUUGAGGAAGCCCAUUUGAGGUUACCUCAGCUUAUAAAGUUACUUUUCCAACAUUCUUUUCCUGUUUAUAUAGGAACCCUGCUGUUGAUAAGGGAAUCAAAGUGUUAAGCAAGUAUUUUGUCCUUGUUAAUGUUCUAAUGACAUGUUGGUAGACAUUCUUCCCUUUGAGUGUGUGACUGAUUGUCUUUGUUGCUUACUAUAAAGAACUGUGUGAGUGACUUGCAAGGCCUUGUCACUGAUGUUUAUCCUCGCACAUUUCCCCCCUCUUGAAACUCUAGGACUAAAAGGGAGAAUAAUAGAUUGUAGGGUAUGACAAUCUACAGUCAUACCUCCGUUUAUGACCACAAUUGGUUCCGGGGAGCCGGUUGCUCCCUGAGUUCGUUGCUCCCCGAGGCACGCUUCUGUGCAUGCGCGAAGCGCCAAUAGAGAGCUUCUGCGCAUGCGCGAGCUGCGCAGAUCGCUUCUGUGCAUGCGCGAGCUGCGCAGAUCGCUUCUGUGCAUGCGCGAGCUGCACAGAUCGCUUCUGCUCAUCCGAGCGCCGCGGAACCCGGAUGUAAACACUUCUGGGUCCGCAGUGGUCGGAAACCGAAGUGGUUGCAAACAGAGGCAGUCGCAAAAAGUGGAGGAAACAAUUUCUGCAAACAAUUCUGCAAAGUUUACCGUUUCUCUAAAGUUUGGGUUACUGUCCACUGGAAUCACUGAAAGGGUUAGCAAUGCACAAGUGCCUAACCACUUCUGGCUCAAUGAAUCUCCUGUGUUGGGUGAAGUUAUUUGGGGAGAGAAGGGAGAAGUGGCAUCUGGAAAUGCAAGGUAGUGAUGUGUUAUGGGGUGUAUGUAUAUAAGGUCUUAGCAAAUUUAGAUGAUUGAUAGCAUUUUGUAAAAUUUCCUGCUUUUCAGGGGGUUGGGUGGUCUUUGGGGCCCUUCCAACUCUACAAUUAUAUGAUUCUAUGAGAUUCUGGUAUGAAAUUUAACACUGCUUUCAAUAGAACCACUAUUUCAAAGCAGCCAUAUUUCUUGAUAACCUGUAAGAGACUUAAUAUGAAAGUUUAGCUUAAGAUCUUUCAGUUUGUUCAGGAGUCACAUUGGUUGUUGCUGCUAUGUAAGCUUUCAAAAUAUAGAAGAACGCUGCGAGAAAAGAGACUGAUGCUUUACUGCAAAAGGAAAUAAUGUCUCUCUUAAUUGAUUGCUGCAUUGCCACCUUCAUUUAAAUCUGUGAAUGAAUGUGUAGUAGAUCACUAGAUUUCUGUGUUUGAGGGCUAGGUUGCACAUUGUUGAACAUAUUUGAUUCACAUUUCCGUAUCCUACUUGGCCAAAAUUAUACACAGUCUGUCAUCUUAUUCAGCAGUUGAGGAAACAAGAGAAUGCCAUCUUGAGCUGAAGGGCAUGCAUAUUUAGUUGCACGUAACAAUUGCCUGUAUUUCUUCUGGUUGUGGUAGAUGCUAAACUAUGCAUUGAUAGACUUCAAUUAAUUUGUUCCAAAACAUUUAUUUUCAACUCUUCAUUUUUUUAGUGAGGUUUGCAAUGCUAUCAGUGUGGAAGGAAAGUAUGAUACAAAUCCAAGGGUAUUUGAACCUUGCUGAAUAUUGAGUAAACUUUUAAACUCUUAUUUAUUUAUAUACAAAUAUAUUCUGCCUCCUGGACCUCAAAAGCACCCCCCCCAAAAAAGUGGUUGCCGGCUUGUAAAUCUUAAGCCCAAUUAAGUUUUUCAAGAAAAUGGCGGCCAAAUUUUAAUGUACAUUUCCCUUAUUUAACUGUAAAGGAUGACAUUUCCAGCGUCUAGCUUUUAAUUUCAGAAAUAAUUUAUGAUACUGUAACUUUGGAUAUUCUUAUCUGUGCAUCUCAAAUAUGAAGGGCCCUGUAAAAUACCCAGAAAUGAAUACUUUUCAUUUCUCUUGGUGUGGGCAUUUACAGAACAAGAUGGAAAACCUCCACAUAGUUGUGAAGGAUUAAAUUAUUCUUCAGAGACUUUCUUUAUUAUAUUAUAGUUAUCAGCACCACAGUUGUCUUGAAGAUAUGGAAGUUCAGAUAGAAAAUACUUGGGAAGAUUCCUUUAGACUUUGAUCAGAUCCUUAUCUUCAAUCAUAGUUUACACUCAAUCCCUACAUUUUGUGAUUACGUAGCUUUCUGAUCACAUAUGAUUGUGCAGAUAACAAUUUAAAAGGUAGUAUGGCUCACAUCUGCAGCAAAGUGGCCCAGAGUUUUGAUACUUGCCAUAACAUGGAUUUAAACUUAGAGAUUUAAAAGCUCAAAUUAUUUUUUCUUGCGCAAGCUUCCUAAAUUUCCAGCUCACAUCCUUUAAAAAAAAGCCACUGUUAUAAUUUCGUUCCAUUUAAGACAUUUUGUUUUGUCCUACAAAUUGUUAGGAGCAAUAUGUUAAUCACAUCUAGUUCAACAGCAACUAAUAAUAAUAAUAAAUAAAUAAAUAAAUAAAUAAAUAAUGUGCUGACUGAUACCAGCAAUUCAAAUGUCUUGAAUUUACUUUGCCAGAGGCUUUCUUUUAACAAAAAUAAAUAUACUGAUUCUGGAACAUUCACUUUUGAUUCACUAGGUCAUAACUUGGUGGCUAGUAUGUGUACAUGUUGUUGUACAAUGUGAGGGGACUAGAUGUUGAUGCACUCAACUUUCUAAAUGUUUGAAUGUAAAUUUAUUAAGCAGAAUAUCAUUUAAUACUAAUGCAUGCUGAAUGAGUUGAUUUGCACUUAAUGCUUGGGUUUGUUCCAGCUUGUGCCUAUAGUGCUAACCUUCAGUGUUAUGUGCACAAGCUGGAAUGAGUCCAAGGUUACAGUGGGAGGAAUUCUAUAGUCUCACUUUCUGCAAAUCCUCAGGUUUCAUUAUGUAUGAACCAAAGCCAAACUAGUUGGUUUACAACUGUCAUGCUUUGAACUUGACUUGUUUAGAAAUUGAUUAGCAUUUGUUUUAAACCAAGGGUAGUCAGUGUGGUUGGUGAACUCAAGAUACUAUUAGGCUACAACUCCCAACAGCCCCAGCUAGCAUGGGCCAAUGGCAGAAAUUAAAGUCCAGCAACACCCAGAGGGCACCAUGUUGCCUACCCCAAUUUUAACCCAUUUUCUGGUUUGAACAUAACAGGCUAGUAUUUCUGGAAACUGAAACUAAAUGCAGUAGUAGGCAUUCUCCUUGUCAUGCAGGAAAAAAGAGGGGAGUGCUUGGGCUUCUUUCAGCAUGUUCUGUGGUUUAGCGUUAAGUGCAAAUGAGUCCUAUGCUUACUUAUCUGCUGGAAAUACUGGUAAAGAACAGCUCGAUCCAGCCCCGCAGCAGUUGUCACUUAUGAAUGUUCAUAUGGAUACAAUGUGCUCUUGAACAAAUUGUUGGAAUUCAUUGCCAUGUGGAAGAAGUUUGUUCCUCUGCAACUGUCAAAGUGCUGUGACAUCAUAUGUGUUGCUGCCUGACCUUUUGGCUUUGAAAAUGAGUGUGGGAGUUUCCAGUGUACAGGGAUUAGUGGGAUCAAAGAGGAGGUAGAACUCUGUGCUCUGGGGAUCAACCUCGUGCUGAAGAGCAAUUAGUCAUGUACAUCACUGCAUUUGUGUGCUCAUCUUGCUUUUGCAAAAAAAAGAAGAAGAAGGUGUGCACAUGUACUUACUGUAUUGUGCUCUUGAAGUGUGUGUGCAAUGUAAAGUAAGUACAUUAAAAUUACCCCUUACUGGUUCAGGGAAAGUGCAUCAAACUACUAGCUCAGGAAAAAUGCAUCAAACAAUAUAACUAUUUGAACAGGUUUACUAGUACAUUGCAGGAAAAAACAGCUUGAAUUGAAGUCUAACAAACAGCUGUUUGGUUAAUAGUAUAUUGUCUCAUAUCUGUAGGCUGUGCCAUAAUUCACUUGUGAUUUAUCUGAAAACUUGGCCAUAGCAACUCUAUUCUUGACCCACUUUUGCUUUCUCAUCUCAUCUUCAGCUACAGUUCUCAUACUGUAACUGGAUUGUUACAAGAUAUUACAGCUUCCUGAGUUUUUCUUAAAUAAGCCUUCUUGAAAUGUACUGCAUGUGGACGACUGUCUAAUUUAGAACUGUAUCUGGCGUAGUAUCCAAUGAAUGAGUAAAAUAUAGCAACAGUUGAAAACAAAUGCCUCACCAAGGAAGUCUUAUUCCUACGCCCACUAUGUAGUGAACUGAAAUUAUUAUUAGUUCUUCCACAGUAUUCUUGAAUGAGUUAGUAUGUGCUUUGUUUCCUUCUCUUCUGUAUUUUUAAAAAAAACAAAUGCGCUUUUUAAAAAACAUGCUACACUUAAAGAUCAGUAAACCUGCCACUUAAAUUUUGUCUAUUUGUAUUUAGAGUUCAAAAGCCUUGUAAUGAUUUUUGGUGGAUACUUAUAAAGAACAUUUUUAUACAGGAAUAUUCUGAAUAAAUAUUUGUGGGUAUAGAUGCCACUAGGUAUAUUCACAGGAUACAAUUAAGGUAUGGAUUUUCUUGGUUGGAUAUCACCAGUUGAAACGGCAAUGACUUGUCACGUCCAGCCUAUAGUGGCUGUCAAUUCUGGUGAAUGUGACAGCUGAAAACCUAGUUCUCCUGCUUUCAUUUGUUUCAUUUUUGGUCAUGUUACGUUGCUUGAAGAUUAAUGGAAGGCAUGUCACAAAUGUUCAGAGCACUGGGGCUUCUUAGGAUACAGAUGAGGGAAUUUCUCUUAGAAUACUUCUGAUUUUCUGAUGUAGGUUGAACUGUGGUCGCACCAUCACUGUUGAAGUCCAAACUUGUGCAAAAAUGGAAGUUUUGACUGAAAAUAAAAGGCUAUUGGAUAGUCAAUCCCCCCUCAGUCUCCCCCCCCAUCUUCAUUUGUACACCCACCCUCUUUCCAGUUUACUUCAUGCAUUUGGAUGAAAUAGAUUCAGAUUUAUGAGUGUUCUGUUCCUCUAAGCUGCCAGAGCUGUUGUCUUUACCUUUGGAACAAGUAGCAAAUGUGACCUUGACCUCAUUCACAUGUACCCUUGGGAGUUGGAAGCUGCUUCCCUAUGCUGUGGUUUGUGUACUGCUCACAAGUGUCCGUGAAUGGCUUGUCCAAUAUUGGUGCUCCAAUUCCACGAAUCUUUCUACCCUAUUGUUACCCUGCUGGGAUAGUAGGGCAGUGAUUAUUAGCAUGGACCCUGCCCAUGUGAUUGCUUGUUCUGUGUUGUAUGGCAUCACAGCAGAGAAAAUCAUUGGGAGAAGCAUUAGAGGAAUUAGGAUAGCAAGGUGUUGGGGCAUUGUGUUAAACAAAAACAAAGAGAAAGUAGUCUAAUGAUUAAAAAUAAAUUAAGAAGCCACAAUUAUUACAAAUAAUUAAGAUGCCACGAUGCAACAAUUGAAGGUUGGCAUGAAAUACUUUCAGAAACGGAAAUGUUAGAAGGCAAAUAUAUUUAUGAAUAACAAGACAGAUUUCAUUGAUGUGGCAAAACAUUUCAGCUUCAGCCUUUGUUAGCUGCUCUGAUAAAAAUGAGAGGAUACUGUUGCCAAGGUGGCAAUUAUAGAGCUUUGAAGAUGGAAUGUUCAGAAGGACUUCAUUUGCUGAAGCUAAGUGAUGUUGGUACUAUCAUCCAGGUUGAAAUAGUGUGGUAUUACUGUGUCCAUUGUGCACAACCAGAAGUUUUUUUCUUUGCUAACAUUGUACGCUCAGUUGAUAACUGUUGCAGUUAUUGAUACAUCGGACAGAAUAUGGUUCUCAGAACUAAAAUGUUUUAUCAACCGGUUGUUCCACUUAAUUGAAUAAAAUUCCACAUUUGUGGUUUGUAAAGUGUUUGCAAAGGUCAGUUGUGGUUUUACCUACAUACUGAAUAUGACAUCCUGGUUUUUGUACUUGGUAAUAUAGAUUAUAUUGCAGGACUGGCAGGUGAUAUACUAUGUCCUACCUAUCCUGGUGCUAUUGAAGGUAACUGUCUCCAUGAAAUAAACACAGGUGAUACAGAACCAAAUUGAUUAAUAAGGCAGCCAAAUACAGAUGUUACCCAAAAAGAAACAUAAGCAUAAAUUAUUCUUAAUAAUUAUGCAUAACAGUAAAAUCUUGACCUAUACUGUACAAUAAAUAAGACAUACUUAAAAAGAAAAAUAUUUGUUCUCAAGAGAGGCCACAUGACCUUGUCUAAGUUGGGUAGCCUUCACUGUGAAUUUCGCUGUAUUAAAUAUUACAGACCCAUCUGUACUGGAAAACCUAUAUUAAAUCUUAUCCAUACCACUGAGGGCAUUAGCCACCACUAAAGAUUUCUCUAUCUUUGCUUAGGUAUUUUAUUACAUUUUACUGCAUAUGCAAAAACACUGAUCUCUGGGGAUUUUCUUAAAUCUCCCUUCCAGACAAUUGGCUUCAUAGUCUGAAAAUGCAGGCCUGAAAGUACGGUACAUUGCAGAGAAAAUGUGGAUUUACUUCAGGCAAGUAUUUCUCUUCCUUGCGGUGUGAGUUUUAGGUGGGAAAAAUAUCAGAAAAUCUGGAUAAAGUAAUGUUCUGUUCUGCAAACAGGUAUUGGAGCCACACUUUAAUAUUGUAAUGGCUAAGUUGGAUUUCAGCAGCAAAAAAGUCACUGGGCCUAGUCCAUGUGUCCUCAUUCUUUUACUAUUAGCUGUCCAGGUGUUUGUGGAGGAUGACUGAGACUGCUCUGUUAUACACAAUUUGAACCAGUUCAUUUAUUGUUUAUCACAUUUAAAAAAGAGAGAGAGAAAAUUUCCCUCAAAAUGAAAUAUAAAAUUGGCAUUACUUCUGCUUCUUCCUGCAGGUGGGCUGUGGGGGUUCCUGGUAGGAGAUCUCGGUUUACGCCUCCGUUUACGAAAACCUCCCUUUACGAACGCUGCAGACCCGGAAUAGUUUACAUCCGGGUUCCGCGGCGUUGGAUGCGCAGGUGCGAUAUGUACAGCUCGCGCAAGCGCAGAAGCGCUUUAUUGGCGCUUCGCGCACGCGCAGAAGCGUGCCUUCGGUGAGCAAAUGCCUCGGCGUUCGCAAACCGAGGUACCACUGUAAUGUACAAAUAAAUCUACAGUGGUACCUUGGUUUAUGAACACAAUUGGUUCUGGAAGUCUGUUCAUAAACUGAAGCGUUCAUAAACUGAAGCAAACUUUCCCAUUGAAAGUAAUGGAAACUGGAUUAAUCUGUUCCAGACGGUCCGCAGAGUACUUAAACUGAAGCGUUCAUAAACUGAAGUGAACUUUCCCAUUGAAAGUAAUGGAAAGUGGAUUAAUCCAUUCCAGAUGGGUCCGCAGAGUACUCAACCUGAAGCGUACUUAACCCGAAGCAUGGGUGUAAUUGGUUCCGGAAGUCUGUUCAUAAACUGAAGCGUUCAUAAACUGAAGCAAACUUUCCCAUUGAAAGUAAUGGAAAGUGAAUUAAUCCGUUCCAGAUGGGUCUGCGGCGUUCGUAAACCGAAAAUUCGUAAACCGAGGUGUUCAUAAACUGAGGUUCCACUGUAUUGGGCACUACCAUAGAAAUGAAUGGGUUCUGAAAUGCCCCAGAUUUCCACCCCAUAUGUCAACUGAAGAGUAACCUUGGCAGCAGAAACCGAGGAGUAGCUCUGGUUUAGCAAACUUGCCUGCUCAGUAUGCAAAGAUCAUGUCUUGCCUGUGUACAGUUUGCAUCAAACCAUCACAUAGGAUGAUGGCUUGACUUGUAAGGCAAGUUGUUUGAAUAAAUAAUAUCUGCAUAUUGCACAAUAUCAAAAUAGAUGGGCUGUGGAUCAUAGUUCUCUGUUCCCAGUAGUCUAUUUCUAAUAAUCUGUUCAUUGAGUAGAGCUUCCUCUACUCUUAACUGGAUAUUGAGAUCCCACUUCAGACUGUACUUCCUUUGCUGCCUCUCAUCGUAUCCUAAAAACCUGUCAUAAAGACUGGCAAUCAUUCUCCAGUUGGUCUCCCACUGUAAAAUUCUUUAUGUAAGGGGCACAUUUGUGAUUACAUAAUAAAUAAUCUAGCUCACUCCCACUGUUUAAGGAGGAGUAUGUAAAAUUCCCUUCUGUGUUAUCCUGUCGCCUCCACAGGUUUUACAGGAAUUGGAAUUACAAGGACAAAAUUUAGAUUUACUGAUAGGUGGUAGAAGUAGAGCUCUCAGUAAUAGUUUGUGAAGACUUGGAGGCUGGUGAAUUGCUUUAAUAGGAGGCUUGUUGACAGCUUCAGCCAGACAUUCAGAGUUUGCCAACAAUGGGUAGCUUUCUCUGAUCACCAGGUGAUAGAUUUCCAUCUAGUGUCUCCCAGCUACCACAAAUAGGAUAUGCUGUUCAUUGUUUAUUGACACCUACUUUGAUGGAGGAGGUUUUUUCUAGGCAGGAUGUAGGCCUAGUGGAUGUUGCAUUUACAAUUACAAGAAAGAAAUCAGUUACAAGAAGAGAAUAUCCUCUGGGCAGAAGAUGUUCGCUGGUCCUUCUUAGAUGUUGUUAUGUGUUGGUACAAAUUAGAGCUAAGCUGUAGAGUGUAGACAAUUAAAAAAUGUUUUGCUUAGCAUCAUUCCUGGUACAGGUAUUUCUUGGCCUUUACUGGGUUUGUUUCAGAGUUUAGUGACUAUUUUGUUGUUCUUAAUGUUGAGAAGGACAUCUAAGGUAAGGGAUAUGUGGAUUUUCAGUGUCGGUACUGAAGGUUAAGUUGAUAGUUAGGUGUAUAGAAUUGAUGUAAUUUUUAAAAUUGUCCUAACACCCUUUUUACCAUUGGUCUACCAUAAAGAUACCAUCAAUAUAAGUCAAUUACUACCAUAUAAGUCAUUUGCUAACGAGCUUUUUGAAGAUGUCCUAGUUUUUCCAUGAACAGAUUUGCAUACAUACAUGUACACACCCUGCUUGAUGCCAAAAGAAAUCAAAUGCUUGAUCCAGAUGGUUUCACAGCAUGUUAUUACAAAAUCUUUUCCUCUAUAUUAGUCAAAGCAGCCAUUGAAAUCAGUUAGUGAACUAUUGAGGAACAGUACAUUAUACCUGAAACACGACUGGAUACUACUAUUGUGAUAAUUCCUAUAGAGGGAAAAUACUUAUUAGUUACCUCAUGCCAAUUUAUCACUUAAACCUCUAGUAUAAGAUUUUUACUAAUACAUUACGGUAUUAUGCACAAAUACAUAUAUAGAAACAGCAAUCAAGUAGGCUUCAUUUGGAAGAGGAAAAUGAGAAAUAAUAUAUGUUUAUUAGAUUUUGCAUGCAAUAAGGAAGAGGAAAUGGUGGUGCUGCUCCAAUAUGCAGGAAAGGCCAUUGACAAUUAUUGAGUGACCCUUUUUAUCUGAAAUACUAAAAUAUUUCAACUUUGUAGUGUCAUUUUGUACAUGGGUAUAAACUACUUAAUGAAAUCCAGAGGCAAAAGUAUGUCCUAAUGGGAUUAUUCUGUCAGGUUCUAGACAGUUUCCUGUUAUUGCCUCUGUUUAUUCUAGCAAUCGAAUGGUUAGCAAUUAUAAUGAGAGCAUAAAAAACACAAUAGUGGUUAAAUCAAUAAAUACACAGAAAAACAUUUAUAUGGAUUUGCCUCAUGCUCUGUCUUUCUGAUUUCCAAUCCUUUCCACUCUGUUCAAGUUUCUCCUGCCCCAUCACUUCUAGUGUGUCCCACUAAGCUUCCAAAUGGACACCAGUUUCCUAGAAUGAUGGAGCACCUGCUGCUCCCACCAUUCUUCACAGAUACUCAUGGACCACAGUUUAGGAACCUCUGCUUUAGUGGUUUAAACAGCUGUAAUUAUCAAUAUAUGGAGCAUUGGUGACUGACUUAACACUAGCUCAUAGUGGUCACACUUCUUAAUAAUUACUUUUCAUACUAUAAACUGAUGAGAGUUGCUAUAACAUGACUAAAAUGUAGGCUUAAAAGGUAAAGGGACCCCUGACCAUUAGGUCCAGUCAUGACCGACUCUGGGGUUGCAGCGCUCAUCUUGCGUUAUUGGCCGAGGGAGCCAGCGUACAGCUUCCAGGUCAUGUGACCAGCAUGACUAAGCCACUUCUGGCGAACCAGAGCAGCACAUGGAAAUGCCGUUUACCUUCCGACUGUAGUGGUACCUAUUUAUCUACCAUUCUUGCACUUUGACGUGCUUUCAAACUGCUAGGUUGGCAGGAGCUGGGACCGAGCAACGGGAGCUGACUCCGUUGCGGGGAUUAGAACCGCCAGCCUUCUGAUCGUCAAGCCCUAGGCUCUGUGGUUUAACCCACAGCGCCACCCGCGUCCUUAGGCUUAGAUCCUUGUUAAUGUAGCGUCUGCUUAUGAGGGGUAAGAAUUGCCUCCCCGGUCAGGUAGGAAGUCUUUGUUUUGAAGAGAGUGAUUGUUGCUACUCCUUUCUUUUUUUCGGCUACUCAUGUGCCAUACAGGUAUGUGUGGUAGUACAACAUUGUUAGCAGUUCUUGUAGGGUAUAUUUACAAAGUGGAUGUAUAGGUUUUUGUACAACAUCUAGGAAAAACUGACAUUUGCAAGGGCAUCUGUUGCUGGUGCAGAACUGGCAGUUGUAACAUAUAAACUGGUCUGUGGCCCUGUUCUCAGUCCAAAUGGAAUUAUUUGCCAGGUUAGAUACUCAGUUUGCUAUUGGCCUGAUGCUAACUUGACAUGGAUUUUGCACACCAAUAGAUCAUGUCAGAGUUCCUGAUGUUUUGGGUGCUCUUGGCACCCAAGCCAAAACUGUUGGUCACUGGGACCUUGCCCCUUUAGCUCAAUUAUGUGCAUGUCUUCCUGGAGCCAACACCCACUGAGUUCAGUGAAUUUCAUUAUCAGGUAAGCAUGCACAGGAUUGUGACUUUAGGCUACUGUGCUAUACCCACUUAACUUGGAGCUGCUCUAAUGUUUCUGUCUACUGAUGUUUUAGUCUGUGUUUUUAAUUUUGUUUUUUGUAUGUUUUGUUAUUUUCUGUAAGCCACUUUGAGACAUAUAGUGAAAAGAGGGUAUAAAUUCUAUAAAGAAAUCUCACUAGUUUAGUAUUGCGCUUCUCUCUGCCAUUUACACUUGUACUAAAAUAUUGGUGAUAAUCCAAAGCAUUAAAGUAGAUAAACUGAGUUGUCUGCAUUUUUGAGAACUGUCUGUCUACUGGUCUCAUUUAAAAAAAAACCAAAUUGUACAAUCAGUGCUACUCUUAGUGGCAGAGUUCUUCACAGAUCAACUGUGCAUGUCAAAAGUUCAUAUGGCAUUGUUCUAAUGUAGAGUUGAAAGGGUAACGGUUCCCUGUUUACUUUACUUAGGGCUCAUCCAUGCCACAUGAUGUCCUCUUCAUCCAAGUAGCAGUCCAUAACACCCCCCGCCCCUAAUCUGAAUAUUUCCAGUCUGUGGAUAAUCCAAUAGGGGAAGAAAUCCAAUAUAAAAUCACACAAUACAUGACUGAGUGCACUGAAGCACAUUCUGUGGGUAGGCUUUAGAAGGGUGGUGAUGUUUUGCUGGAUGCCAUCUACGUAUUACCUCACCACGACUUCCAUGUUGUUUCUAUCAGUCCAAAGGAAGGAUGCAGCCCACCCUUUUUCACCUGCUGUUGCUGAAGGCAUAUUUGUGGGUUGUGUGUUUUUUCACAGCUCUUUUGUGUAGAAGUGCUCUUGCACAAAAAUAGCUGCAUGAAAAAUAAAAAAUAAAAAUUGCUCUUUUUGUACAGGGGUGGCAGGAAAUGAAAAUGGAAAGAAGAAGAAGCUUUUCAGAAUGUGAAUAUGCUUUCGUUACGACAGCACAGUGCAUGGUCGAGGAAAAGAAUUUAGGAUUUAGUCCUGGAAGACAACUAUCUAUCAUGUGCUAGGAUACAGAGUUUGUGGAUACUUUGACUUUUGUGCUUCUGGAUUAUAAAGAAGGAAAGUGAAAAUGGGGAGGAAGAAAAUACAGAUCACAAGAAUAAUGGACGAGCGGAACAGACAGGUGACCUUCACAAAACGGAAGUUUGGAUUAAUGAAGAAAGCCUAUGAAUUGAGUGUACUUUGUGACUGUGAAAUAGCACUCAUCAUUUUUAACAGUUCUAACAAACUCUUUCAAUAUGCCAGCACGGAUAUGGACAAAGUUCUACUCAAGUAUACAGAAUACAACGAACCCCAUGAGAGCAGAACCAACUCUGAUAUUGUCGAGACUUUAAGAAAGAAAGGCCUUAAUGGUUGUGAGAGCCCUGAUGCUGACGAUUACUUUGAGCACAGUCCACUAUCGGAGGACAGAUUCAGCAAACUAAAUGAAGAUAGUGAUUUUAUUUUCAAGCGAGGCCCUGCUCUGAACAAGAAGGAAAACAGAGGGUGCGACAGCCCGGACCCUGACACUUCAUAUGUGCUCACGCCACAUACAGAAGAAAAAUAUAAAAAAAUUAAUGAAGAGUUUGAUAAUAUGAUGCGGAAUCAUAAAAUCGCACCUGGGUUACCUCCGCAGAACUUCUCAAUGUCGGUCACUGUUCCUGUGUCCAGCCCCAAUACUUUAACCUACAGUAAUCCUGGGAGUUCCCUUGUAUCCCCAGCACUGGCAGCAAGUUCUACCUUGACAGACUCUACCAUGCUGACCCCUCCUCAAGGCUCAUUGCAUCGAAAUGUGUCACCAGGAGGUCCUCAGAGACCACCAAGUACAGGCAAUGCAAGUGGUAUGCUGUCCACAACAGAUCUCUCAGUGCCAAAUGGAGCUGGUUCGAGCCCAGUGGGAAAUGGUUUUGUGAAUUCACGAGCUUCACCAGGCCUGCUUAGCAGCACCGGGGGUGGGAAUGGCCUAAGCAAAGGGAUGCCUACAAAAUCUCCGCCUCCCCCUGGCGGGGGUAACCUUGGGAUGAACAGUCGCAAGCCAGACCUCCGGGUUGUCAUCCCUCCCUCUAGCAAAGGCAUGAUGCCUCCAUUGAACACACAGCGGUUAAGCAGCUCUCAGUCUACGCAGCCUCUUGCAACACCAGUUGUGUCUGUGACAACUCCAAGCUUGCCCCCACAAGGAUUGGUGUACUCUGCAAUGCCUACAGCUUACAACACUGAUUAUUCCUUGACUAGUGCAGACCUGUCGGCCCUGCAGGGUUUUAACUCCCCAGGAAUGCUGUCAUUAGGACAAGUAUCUGCCUGGCAACAGCAUCAUCUAGGACAAGCAGCCCUCAGCUCCCUUGUGACUGGAAGCCAGUUAUCUCAGGGUUCCAACUUAUCUAUUAAUACCAACCAAAACAUUAACAUAAAGUCCGAGCCAAUUUCGCCUCCUCGAGACCGAGGGACCCCAUCCGCGUUCCCCCAGCAGCAGCAGCAACAGCAGCAACCUCAGCAACAAUCACGUCAGGAAAUGGGCCGCUCUCCUGUCGACAGUCUCAGUAGCUCCAGCAGUUCGUACGAUGGCAGUGACCGGGAGGACCCGAGGAGUGACUUCCACUCGCCGGUUGGACUGGGAAGGCCCCCCAAUUCAGAAGACAGAGAGAGCCCGACCGUGAAGCGGAUGAGAAUGGAUACUUGGGUGACAUAAGCUUCCCCUUCUCCCUUCCGUUUCUACUUUUGAGUUAUCCCAAUGAACAGUCCUGACAUAUCUAAAUUUAUAAAUAAGGACAUGAAAUAAAUAUUUAUAUGUAUAUACAUACAUGCAUAUAUAUAAAUAUAUAUAUCUUUGUAUACAUAUACAUGUGUGAGUGUGUGAAGCAAGGCACACAUACUCUCUCUCUCUCUUUCUCUCUCACACACAAAAUCAGCAGGCACUUAAAUACCAACUCCUCCUAUAGUUGCAGAUGCCCCGUGGUUUUUAAAACACAGUAUAACAGAAAGAACCCUUUAUAGGUAUUGAUCUAGUCUGGCACUUAACCUGGACUUUGCUCCUUGAAUAAUGUAACCUGUUUUGCAAAAUAAAUGUCGUACCCGUAUGUAAUCAACCAAACUAGAUGGCCGAGGCGUGAGGGCUCGCCUGUAGUCGUGUUCCUGUGUGUGUGUGUGUUUUCCAACAGCCGUACUGUCCCCUGUAGUUAAGAGUACGCUUUGUAGCAGCAGAGCCGUAGAAAAAGAAAGCAAUACUGUAUAUAGAAUGACCUUUAUAUUACCCAAUCAAGCAUGGGUCUCUCUCUCUCUUAUGAAAGGGUGCAUGGAGAAGGGCUGGCAAUGUUAAAAAUGAAACAAGAAACCCCCAACACCUGUAUUUGCACGUGCAAAACUAUACUGGGUCAAAUUAAGGGUCCCCCCCUUUUCCUUUUACCAAGUGUGAAAGAGAGACAUAAAGAACGUGCAUGGAAUAUUCAAAAGAUAUUAGACUAGAAGAUAGUCCAUAAAGAAAAUUUUAAUAUAUUAAGUUAUAAUUGGAAAAUGUUUGAAAUCUUUAUUACGUUCCUCCUACCUUUUUUAAAAAAUAGAGAAAAACAAUUUUAGCUUGUGUAUAUUUUUUAUUAAAGAAACCAUACCCUUCUCUAAGACUAUAUAGAAAGUUAUAUACAGUACUUUUGAACACAUUCUGCUAUGAAUUAUUUAUAUAAGCCAAAGCUGUAUGGUGUCGCGCCUUUUUUUUUUUUUGUAGAAUAUAGUUUUGUUUUUUGAUUGUCUAUUUUUUUGGUCUUUUGUUUUUAGGGGAGGAAGGAAAAAAAUAUCUUGCAGGCAGAACCUUGGGGAAAAAUAAGCCAUGAAUACUUAUUAUUCUAUAUGUAAAUUUAAAAUUUGAGCCAAACUUCGUGUAUAUAGCAUCUUAAAUAUAUUAUCACCUUUUGGUGUAAGUACCUAUGUAUUGUACGUUCGCCAGAUUAAAAAAGUAUAUUUUUGUGGAUUGACGCCAACUUGAAGAAAAAAAAAGGCGAGGUCCUUAUUAAGUAGAGUAUUCACUGUUUAAUAUUUACUAUUUUGUUCAAUAUACUGUACUUCCUUUUGGAUUUUAAUUAAUAUUAUCCAGAUUUUUUCAGAGGGUGUUUUAAAAAGGGGCCGUUCCCCACUCACUGGUGGUGAAUGUGUGUUAAAACAUUUUUGUGCUGUAUGGUAAGGCUUCAUAAUACAUUUUAUAAAUAUAUAUAUACAUAUAUGUGUAUAUAUAUACAUAUAUAAAUAUAUGUAUAUAGAUAGCAAAGUGAUACCCACCCUUCCAAUCCCAUCCAGAAAACCUGGUGUUAAGUUCAUCCUGCAUAAAUAGAAAAUAAAACGCAUUUUUUUUUGGGGGGGGGAAGGCUCUGGGUUGUUGCCUAGCUUAAUCAUACUCAGAGUUGACUGAUUUGAAAUUGACAUGGCUGACUUAAAAGUCAAGUAAUUUCAGUGGGUCUGUCCUGAGUUAGAAUUAAGGUGGUUACAACCUGUUAUUUUAAAACUGCCUCUUUGGGGGUGGGGGGAGAUUAUCUUGUUGUUCAUGCUGAAGUAGCAGAAACAUACAUGAGAAGCAAAAAAUAAAAGGUUUUGAAGUGGUGUGUGGGUUGGGGACAAAGUGUUUCAGAGGUUUCCUUUUUUUAAAUGCUUGGUAUCCUUUAGACAGAGUACCACCUCGAAUGAUGUGACUGGUCAGUCUUUGCAUGUGUGUCGGGGCGGGUAGGGGACUCUGAUUCUACAAUCCCAGCUUGAGAGCUGCUUCACAUGAUACCUGUGGAAGCAAAACAUUUUCUGAAACAUCUAACUGCAGGGAGCAAUAGUAAGCCAGCAGAUCCCUGUGGCAUGUUUACAUAACCAAGCAUGUUUUGUGAUGCAUAUUUGAGUAUGUACAUGCUACAUCUUUAGGGCCAAACUAGAUAUGGUGUUGAACAUGUCCUUGCAUUUUGAUGUGCACACGUUUUAAAGCAGGGGUCGGCAAGGCUUACCGGGCAAGUGCCGGAUCACUCCCGCGGAGAUCCUCCAUGGGUUGGACCGGCACAGUGCGACACUGGAAAUCACUUCUGCUCAUGCCCAGACACCAAAAAUCACGCCUGUGCAGAAGCGAUUUUCGGCAUCUGGGCAUGCACAGAAGCAAUUUCCGUAACCACGGAAGAGAGUCCGGGUGGGUCAGUUUGGGGGCAGCUCGUGGGCCGGUUAAAUGGCUUCCGUGGGGCGCAGGUUGGGGACCCCUGUUUCAAAGCAUUCAAAUUGGUAGAGGUAGGAUUUUAAACCCCUCUCUCCUGUUGCAGUUGACUCUUCCAAAGCUGCUAUUUGGAUUAGGAGAAGAGCUCCCUUGAUAUUUAUUAUUAUUAUUUAUUAAAUUUGCAUACCACCCUUCAUCUGAAGAGCCCGGGGCGGUUCACAACAGAAAAAUACAAAAUGAGAAUACAAAAUCUAUAAUGAAGCACAGUUUAAUAUACUGUUGCAUUUGGGCAUACAUUAGCCGUGCAUGCAUGCAGUAGCUGAACUAGCCCCUCUGCCAAGCCCCUUAACCUAUUAUAGGAGAAAGUAACGCCAGCUUAGCAGCCAGCGCCCAUAGAUUGUCUUUUGCAACCACUGGGCAGGACUUCAGAUUGCAAGUACUAUUGUAGAGCUGUUGAACCUUUGGAAAAGUAAUUUGUAUUGUAGCCUGGGUAGGACUUGUGGCCUGUGGGCCAGUUCAUGCCCAGUGUUGCCCCCUUGGGAACAGUUUCCAGAGCUUGUAGGCUGGUGGUAAAUACCCAGAUGCCACAUAUGAGAGCCUGGCCCCUUCAACUAAGUGGGUUUUAUACAACUAAGAUCUGCUGAUGGUAGACCCACUGCAAUGUAUUGGCCUAAGUUAGUUAUAAUAAUAUUAAUAACUGAGUAGGAACAGCCCAAUAUGUUUCACAUCCUGACAAUUGUCUUUGCUACCCAGAAAUCAGGAUUUAAAGCAAUCUAAACAACUUUUGGCAAAAUAUCAAUAAAACUAAGCAAGAGCCAAGAGUCGAAUGGAAGCUCUCAAUUUAUUUUUUUCUGUAAUAUAUCCUCAAGUGGCUGUCUUAGUUAUUUAUUUUUAAAGAUGAGCAUGGUAUGGGCAAAACUAUGCCCUGUAUAACUCAUUUCACCUAUAAUUCUUCCCCACCUUAUGUAAAAGCUGUACAAACUGGUGGUGGAUUAUGUGCUUUAUAGCUGGCUCCGAUUUAGUUUUCAUUAAGGGUUCUUUAAAUGCAUAAGCUUCUAGGAUCUCUCUUUCUCUCUCUCUCUUAAAAGCAUUUUGAGGAACUAAUGCACACUAGGUACCCUAGUCUUGAUAGGGUAGAGCAGAAAACGUCCCAGUGGUCUGUCAGCUUCCUUCCCCACCCCCACCCCACCCCAAUCACACUUAACACAGAAACCACACCACCGCUUCAUAGAUACUUUUGAUGCUUCGAAAUGGUAUGAUUCUCCUGCACUAUUUAUGCACCUACAUGAACUUUGCUGUACAUUUGAAUGGGAGUUCUUCAUUUCACAUUUACUGUCUGAUUUCUUGUGUGCCUUAAUGAGAUGGCUUUGCUGACUGUAUCCCAAUAGUCUCUUAUUCCUAUGCAGGUUUGUAACGAGUUACAUCAACUCCCCCCCCCCCCCCCGUUUAAAAAGAAAAAGAUAUAGUUUGGGCUUAGUACUUGAAUCGAGCCAGCCAAUUUCUUUCUUUCUUUCUUUCUUUCUUUCUUUCUUUCUUUCUUUCUUUCUUUCUUUCUUUCUUUCUUUCUUUCUUUCUUUCAUUCAAAUUCUUAGAGUCAGACUGUUAACUCUCAGCUAAUCUCUUCGUUCCAGGAUCAGGUCCUAUCCAUUGUCUCCUGCAAAAGAGCUUUACAUCAUGAAAACAAAACAUGCUGACUUUUUAAUAUAAUUAACACUAAUAAUGUAACUCUAGAUGUUUUGAAAGUCUUACACAUUGGUCCUAGAGAUAAAGAUAGUUGCAGCAGGGCAGAGGAUUGUGUGUGUGUGUGUGCAGCUCUGUCCUGUACUUUGGCAUGGGAGUGAGUCAGUGUUUCUAUGCUGUCAUUUGCUAUUCCUUCGUACCAAAUAUUAGAUUUUGCACUGAAGUACCUGGCCCCAUAAUGGCCCAAAAUGCCUUUAGGGUGGUACAUUGAUGAGUUCCCUCGCCAGUCCCACCACACUGCUCCAUUGAAUAAGAACCUUAAUAUUGCAAGGCACAAAGUUAAAAGUCACUUAGCAGUAUGCUACCCCCCCCCACUGGUGAAAUGUUUUGCACUGGUAAAACGUUGUUGCACAAGAGAAUUCAUAAGCAGGUUGCUAGUAAUUUGGUUGUGCAAUAGAUUGCAACGUCUGUUGUGCAACAGGUUUAUGCUAGUGCAACUGCUGCAUCAAAUUCCACCUGCUAGCACUAGAAAGUUUGUGCUAGUGGAUAGAGCAUUGGCUACAGCCCCAAGCAUUGUAGCUAAUAUGGCAGUAGAGGCUUUUGAUGGCCAGAAUCCUCAAACAAGCUCCAGUUUCUGAGCAAAGGUAUCUCAUGCUUCAUAGAAAACCAUUUUUGAAAUGUGAAGGGAGUUAGGCUACACAUCAUUGCAGGGCAGAGGUCGGGGAGACAGAAGAGGAUGCUAUUUAAACCUGCUGAAAAAUCAUUCUGGGUGCCUGCAGGUCCUUUGCUAUGCCCAAAGUAGCUUUACAUCUCUCAGUCCCCUUAAGCCCAAGGUUUAUAGGGCAACCGUUUGAAGCCAUUCCAGAUGCGAAGGGAAAUACAUGGUGUGUUUUCUGCAUCAUUGCUGCUGUAGAAGCAGGGGAAUUGUUGCUUGGAAGAGCUCCUUUGCCACACUCCCCAUUUGGGGGAAACUGCCACGCCAGGCCUGUUAGCUUUUCAAAUGCAGGGUGCUUUGGGCCAGGGAGUGCUUUCAAAGAAGCGACAAUCUCAACCUCUGUCCUUAGCAGGUUCUGAGGUGCUACUGGCUCUUUAAGAGGGCUGUACCACAGGUCUCGCUAAGAUUCUGCUUUUGCUAAUUCAGCAGCAGCUUGUACAAUGAAGCUAUUCAAAGACACACACCCCUUUUAUUUUUAGAAUCACGGAAUAUUGUGACAGUAAAAAUAAAUAAAGUGUAAAUAGAAUCAAUGACAUUUUAAUUGAAGGUUGCAAUUGGAUUAAAUCUUGUGCAAAUCCAGAUUGCUAGAAUGGGGUCAAAUGUUGCAUAUGGUAGACAUAGCAAUACUGACUUGACUUGACAUGUUCGUACCUGGUAUCUCUUUUUUUAAAAAAAAGAAGUAAGGCAUGUUGGAAAUGCUUUAGCCUUUAAACUAUAAAGGACACUAAUGCAUUGACAAGUCUACUGUGCGCACAAGAAAUAUAUAGUAAAUAAGGAACAUAAAUGACUCCUGCCAAAUCAACCCUGGGAAGAAGUUUAAAAUUUAGAAUGUGAAAAGACUUUAAAAAAAAUAUUGGAAAAUUUCCUCACUUUGCUGUGCAAGAAAACACUGCUUUGCUAUAUUUAAAAAGAAAAGCUUUUUUUAAAAUAAGAAAAAAUAUAUGUAUUUGGUAAAUGUUUGUAGUCAACAGUUCACAGACGAAGCUGUUUGCGGUUAAAGCCGUCUGGCGGCACAAGCUGGACUUUGUUGCCAUCUUUGAGACGAAUCUUUAAGAAAAAAAUUAAGUUAAUCUUUUUCCCUGAAUGUGGUGUUUUUUUCUUCAUUAUACAAUAAAUAUUCUAGUGAACUUUUUAUCAAAUGGUUAAGACAAUGCUAGAAGUUGUUGUAAAAUAUUUGUAUCUUGCAUUCACUAAAGUAAAAAUACUGGCUUUUACUGUGUA